Messenger RNA from Diachasma alloeum, 1689 nucleotides. It is a transcript of the gene nmdyn-D7, whose product is annotated as nucleoside diphosphate kinase 7. The record is from RefSeq and is a predicted model, not a curated record. Gene Ontology annotation, molecular function: nucleoside diphosphate kinase activity; ATP binding. The transcript has 9 exons. Gene Ontology annotation, cellular component: centrosome. NCBI's taxonomy places the organism in Eukaryota, Metazoa, Arthropoda, Insecta, Hymenoptera, Braconidae. The coding region runs from base 190 to 1365 and encodes 391 amino acids.
UUCACCUGUCAGCUGUUCAAAGUUGAAAAGCUCCAAAGUGAUCACAACAACCGGUGAAAUAAAGCUGUCGUCAUAGCAACGGAUUUAUUGUUUUAAUUUUCUGCGGAUGAAGUUCCCAGUAUCGCAACCCCACACAGUGUUUAUUCAUUCAUUUUAUAGUGUCGAUUUUUGUUGAGGAAAUAGAGAGAAAUGUCUGGGGACGUUGGAGACCGGCUGAUUUUCGAGGCCGAGUGGUUUGAUACUGUUGCAGGAUUCACUAAGAGAUUUUAUCUUUAUUAUUAUCCGGCUGAUAAUGCUCUAGAACUAUUUGACAUAAGGAAUAGGAAGACCUUUCUCAGGAGGACGAAAUGCGAGGGCAUUGGUCUCAAAGAUUUAUACGUGGGAACUGUUGUGACAAUAUUCUCGAGGCCAAUGAAAAUUACUGAUGUGGCUGAUAGCUUCACCAAAAGCAAAUUGGGGGUCACCAUACAGAAAACAUUUGGAAUUCUGAAGCCAGACGUAAUCAGUAAAAUGGGAGAGAUAUUAAAAAUUAUCACAGCUCAUGAUCUCCACAUCGCUAACAUAAAAAUGGUUAAACUCUCUGAGUUUGAUGUGGAGAGGCUGUACAAAAACGAUGAUAAUUUUGGCUCAAUCAAAUCAUAUCUAACGUCCGAUCCAGUCGUUUUACUGACGUUAUUAGGAAAUAACGCAGUUGCUCGCUGGAGAGAAUUAAUUGCCCCCACAAAUACUGUCAAAGCAAGAGGAGAAGCAUCAAAUUCCCUGAGAGCUCUCUACGGAAAAGAUGCUAUUUGCAAUGGAUUCCAUGGGUCCUCGAGCCCUGAAGUGGCAGAAAAGGAGUUGGAAAUGUUCUUUACCAAUGUCAAAUCAGAAAAGAGUCCUUUAAAAAACACAGCAACAAUGCAUCACUGUACUUGCUGUAUUAUUAAACCCCACGCCGUGCAGGGACGACUGACCGGGGAUAUUGUAUGUGAUAUACAGAAGGCUGGCUUCACAAUAUCAGCGAUUCAGAGGUUUCACGUUGAUCCUAUCAAUGCUGACGAAUUUUUGGAGAUUUAUAAAGGGGUCCUGAGUGAUCAUGGCGCCAUGGUGGCUGAACUCCAGUCAGGUCCAUGCAUAGCAAUGGAGAUAACUCACAAAGACGAGAAUGUGAACGUUCCCCUCGAAUUUCGAAAACUCUGCGGACCAAUGGACCCCGACAUUGGAAGACAAGUGCGACCGAACACUCUCCGCGCGAAAUAUGGGAAAUCAAAGGUGCAGAAUGCUGUUCACUGCUCCGACCUACCUGACGACGGUCUCCUCGAGGUGGAGUAUUUCUUCAAAAUCCUCGACGACGGAAGCAGCUCAAAUUAUGUGACAACAAAGUAAAUGUCCGAUGAGCCCAUAAAGUCCUCACUGAUAUGGCGCGUCAGUGGUUAAUUACUCAGAAACCAAUCAAAAAACACUAGCUUAUAAGCACGAAUUAAAAAGAAACAAAACCACUGUGGGUAUCGAAUACUUGUGAGUGAUUUAUUAAACAAACACGCAUGCUUUUGCUAUCGAACAUUUCUCAUUCCUUGGGAAUUCAAGAGCGAAGUAUUGUUGAUAAAGUUUGACCACAAUUCCAGGGCAUUGAUAAUACUGUUGUUUUGUGAAAUGAGUGCCACAAGCGCAUGAAUCAAUAAAAUAUGAAUUUAUUAAUUAUGAAGUGAA